Messenger RNA from Aspergillus niger, 2091 nucleotides. RefSeq lists its product as uncharacterized. The coding region runs from base 1 to 2091 and encodes 696 amino acids. The record is from RefSeq and is a predicted model, not a curated record. Gene Ontology annotation, molecular function: nucleic acid binding. NCBI's taxonomy places the organism in Eukaryota, Fungi, Ascomycota, Eurotiomycetes, Eurotiales, Aspergillaceae. The transcript is spliced from 12 exons.
AUGAGGCCAAACGACACGUCCCACGGCUUGAGCAGUCCUAUUUCUACAAAUGACAUAGGUUCUGCCAAUGGGUCCCCUGACACCAAGCUUACAGCAUAUUCCCCAGAGGAUAUGCGAUCUAUAUGCCUUCGCUCUGACACCAGUGUUGGUGAUACACUGGGCGACAUUGGGGCACGGAAGUUAUACCUGGCAUCUGUCAGUGACAAGAUCAGGUCAUCCUCUGACCCCUUCCUGGCGUCGACUAACACCUCUACCCGUGUUCAACUCUCACCAACAGCGGCAAGCUUCACGCCAAUUGGCACGGCGGACAAUGCGUCAAUUAGAAGUAAAGCACCUUCACUGUCUCGAGGCUUUUCUGGCGCUGGCUAUCUAACAGCAAGCUCGGAUAUUGAUCCAUGCGAAGCUAGAAAUGGCCCUCUCCAGGCCUCGGACAGAUUUUCACUGAAAUAUGGAGUUAUAGGCAACAGUCAGGCUGAUACGAGGGACCAUCCGGUUAUCAGGGACUACGAGACAUUUGGCAGUGAAAGCCAUAGCCGAGCCCUGGUUAUUGAAAAUGUGCCGAAAAAUCUCACCUAUAUGUCCUUGGCUGGAUUUUUCAAUCGUCGUGAAUUCAGCUCCCUCAGAGGCCCCGUGCUCUCGGAACUCAGUUCCAUGGGAAAGGUCUAUGUCGCAUUCACGGACAGUCGGGAAGCGGCCAAGGCAAUAGAAAAGGUCAAGGUUCUCAGGCCCGAGUGGCACGUUUCUACGAUUGCCCCUAAAGAAUAUGUCAAGCAUGUUGAGCCCUCCCUUUUGCCACAAACUUCUAACUACGAGGGUCAACUGCUUGUGACCGUCUACUAUGACGGGAGAAACCCCAACCUCAAUCAGCACACUAUUGCUCGCUCACUUGAGACCCUCUCUAUGACAUUCGGCGACAUAAAGACUUUUGCAUCCCUACCAAUUGAGCAAGAGAAUAUUGGCGAAUUUCACAUUGAGUACUUCAACACGCGUGAUGCUGAUAAUGUUUUGACCACCCUUAAUGGGACAUCGGUUGAUGAUUGCAUCCUAGAUAUCUCUCUGUUCAGGCCAGAUAUGGAAGAGAGAAAGUGCGAGCUGCCAUUUAUGACUACAACGUCUUCAAGAGAGGAGUUCCCAUCAGCCGAGGAGACUUCUUUCACAAAGGCCACUUCGUGGACCUCAGUUCGACCAAGUCGUGCUUCUUUCAUGGAGCUAAGCCCUACUGGUCGCUCCACAGUCCCCCCAGGUGAACAUGCUAGUCUCAUAGACUGGAUGUCUAAGGCUGGUGAAAGAAUCUUCCCCUCCCCUCGCCGCGAACUUAGUCGCUAUCCUGAUUUACGCAUGGGCAGCCAAAAUGCAGUCGAUAUAGAGAGAAUACGUCUCGGCUUGGAUGUCAGAACGACGAUUAUGCUGCGCAACAUCCCUAAUAAAAUCGAUCAAGCUAUGCUCAAAGCUAUUGUGGAUGAGACAAGCCAUGGAAAGUAUGAUUUUAUGUACUUACGGAUAGUAUGGCUGCCAACCUAUGAAUCGCCGCCAAUGUCAGUAUCUGAUAAUGUCUCUGCCAGCGUCGGGUAUGCCUUUAUAAAUUUCGAAGAUCCAAUCGAUAUCAUUGAUUUUGUCAACGCAAGAGCGGGACGAACCUGGUAUGCUGAGACUGAAGGAAUUGUUUCAACAGUGACAAGGUGGCUGAAGUGUCUUAUGCAAGUUCGUGCUCGCUUAUCCCAAGCAGGCUAUGGAUUAUCUAAAACUCCAGGCUUAUUCUCGCAGAUUUUUCAGACCGGCACAGGUCCUCUCGCUGGCACCGAGGAUCGCUUUCCUGGACCAGACAACCCUUCGAAAAUGCGCCGCAGCAUUGAAAAUGCGGAACAUGUUGGACUCUUUGCUCCGCGCGUGGGUCAGCAGUACCGUGACGAGCAGCGCCGUCGCCGUUCUCAAUUUGAUCGUGGAACCACUGCAGCAGAGCGCGAAAUAGUAUAUGUCCGAACAUUCGCACCAAGACGUCCCUAUGGUGUCGGUAAUGGUCUAAGAAGUACCUCCUGUACUUAUCCUGGGAUGAAGAUGUGGCACGAUUCAGUGCACGAAAGCGGACCAUGA